This is a messenger RNA of Propithecus coquereli (Coquerel's sifaka), 516 nucleotides long. Its product is annotated as keratin-associated protein 13-1. The transcript has a single exon. NCBI's taxonomy places the organism in Eukaryota, Metazoa, Chordata, Mammalia, Primates, Indriidae. Bases 1 to 516 code for a protein of 171 amino acids. The record is from RefSeq and is a predicted model, not a curated record.
AUGUCCUUCAACUGCUGCUCUGGAAACUUCUCCUCCCGCUCCUUCGGGGGCUACCUCCGCUAUCCAAGCUCCUCCUGUGGCUCUUCCUUCCCCAGCAACCUGGUCUACAGCCCUGACCUCUGCUCCCCCAGCACCUGCCAGCUGGGUUCCUCUCUCUACAGUGGCUGUCAGGACACCAGCUGUGAGCCCACCAGCUGGCAGACGUCCUUUGUGGUAUCCAGUCCCUGCCAGACAUCCUGCUACCGCCCAAGGACCUCCUUGCUCUGCAGUCCCUGCCAGACGACUUACUCUGGAUCUCUGGGCUUUGGAUCCAGCAGCUGCCGCUCCCUGGGCUGUGGAUCAAGGAGCUGCUACUCCCUGGGCUGUGGACCCAGCGGCUUCAGACCCCUGAAUUUUGGAGGCUGCGGCUUCCCUUCUCAGAGCUGUGCAUCAGGAUUCUAUCGCCCAUCCUACCUGGCUUCUAGGAGCUGCCAGUCUUCUUGUUACAGACCAACCUGUGGAUCUGGCUUCUAUUGA